ACGGCAAGAGACCAGCAGGUGCUGCCCCUGUCCCUACUCCUCCGCCCAGCGCCUUCCUUCCCACUGCCAUUGAAAUAAGAUCAGGGGGAAAGAGGAGGAAUUGAAAUUCUGCCGAAGCCAAGGGCGCCGUGUGGAAGAAAAUACAUCUUUAGCCAUGGAUGUGUUCAUGAAAGGACUUUCCAAGGCCAAGGAAGGAGUUGUGGCUGCUGCUGAAAAAACCAAGCAGGGUGUGGCAGAAGCAGCAGGAAAGACAAAAGAGGGAGUCCUCUACGUAGGUUCCAAAACUAAGGAAGGAGUGGUUCAUGGUGUGACCACAGUGGCUGAGAAGACCAAAGAGCAAGUGACCAAUGUUGGAGGGGCAGUGGUGACUGGUGUGACAGCAGUUGCCCAGAAGACAGUGGAGGGAGCUGGGAACAUUGCUGCUGCCACUGGAUUCGUCAAGAAGGACCAGAUGGGCAAGGGUGAGGAGGGAUACCCACAAGAAGGAAUUCUGGAAGACAUGCCUGUGGAUCCUAGCAGUGAGGCUUAUGAAAUGCCUUCAGAGGAAGGAUACCAAGACUAUGAGCCUGAAGCCUAAGAGGGCCUUGAGUCCCAGUGUCCUGAGAUCUCCGGCCACUGUUCCAUGGCGUACAAGUGCUCAGUUCCAAUGUGCCCAUUCAUGACGUUUUCUCAAAGCUGUACAGUGUGUUUCAAAGUCUUCCAUCAGCAGUGAUUGACGUCCUGUACCUGCCCCUCAGCAUCCCGGUGCUUCCCUCUCACUACAGUGAAUACAUGGUAGCAGGGUCCUGUGUGCUGUGGAUCUCGUGGCUUCAAACCUAAAAUGUUAGAAGAAAAUUAAAACACCUAAGUGACUACCACUUAUUUCUAAACCUUCACUAUUUUUGUUGCUGUUCUUGAUAAGUUGUGACUUGCUAUCUUAUAAGAGUUCUAGGUGUCCUUAAUGAUUCUUUCUG
Molecule: messenger RNA, 953 nt
Organism: Arvicola amphibius (Eurasian water vole)
Lineage: Eukaryota; Metazoa; Chordata; Mammalia; Rodentia; Cricetidae
Gene: Snca
Product: synuclein alpha
Exons: 6
Coding region: 155-577 (140 amino acids)
Biological process (GO): synapse organization; regulation of dopamine secretion; chemical synaptic transmission
Cellular component (GO): cytoplasm; axon terminus; neuronal cell body
Molecular function (GO): cuprous ion binding
Source: RefSeq, a predicted model, not a curated record